Molecule: messenger RNA, 1695 nt
Organism: Entrophospora candida
Lineage: Eukaryota; Fungi; Glomeromycota; Glomeromycetes; Entrophosporales; Entrophosporaceae
Source: the annotation of a GenBank genome assembly
AAUGCAAUCAACGAACAAGAUAUAUUCUAUCAAAAUUUGGUUGAAGCAAAUCAAUUGACAGAACAAUUGAAUGUUAUUUUGCAAGCGGCUUCUCAAAACACUAUCCAGGAUAUCAGAUCUGCAAAAUCUGCAAUUUAUAAGUUCAAAGAACUCUUGUCUGAAACUUCGUCAACAUCAUCAAUGUUGGAAGUUGAUUCGAAAAAUAAUAACAGCAUUAACAGCAUUUCAAAUACAAUCAGGAGAUCAUUUUCUAACGUAGGCUUUGAUAAAUCAAAAAACAAUCAUAAUGAUAACAACAACGACAACAACGAUAAACCAUCUUUAAAUACCAAUUCUACAUCAAAUACUCUUAAAUUGUCUAAAAAAAAAUCUGGCACAUUAUCACCUUCUAGGAUAAAAUCUAAACAAAGACCUAAAUCAGAACUUUCAAUUAAAAAUAAUAAAAAAACCUCUCAACCAGAUGCACGUAUUGAUGAUACUUUAAACACUAGUUUGGCUGGUGAUCUAAUCUCAUAUUCUAAAUCUACACCAUGUGAAGAAGACAAUAAGGAUUUCUCUGAAAUACAACCACCCUCAGAGUCACCUUCAACUCUACCAUCAAUCGCAAUCACAGAUCAUCAUCAUCAUCCUUCAGUUUCAUCACAGUCUUCCCUUAGUUCCCCAUCUACGACGAGUUCAACCACCAGCUCAUCAUCAUCAUCAUUACAAUCUCCGUCCACAUCAAAUGAUGCUAAUGAAUGUAUUACUACUUUUUUAGCUGCACCACGCUUAACACAGCGUGUUAGAUUAAAAUCAGGAAGAGUUGUUAGUUUUUCCGAAGUUGGUGAUAGGAAUGGGUUCCCGGUGUUUGUUUUUCUUGGGAUGGGGUGUGUAAGAUAUUUUAUUGCGUUUUUUGAUGACUUGGCAUCUAGCUAUGGAUUGAGACUAUUAUGUCCUGAUCGACCCGGAGUUGGACUUUCAGAUGAUGUUAAAGAAGAUCAACAACACAUAUUAAAAUGGCCAGAUAUUAUCAAAGAACUUUGUGAGAUUCUUAGUAUUGAUAAAUUUUUUAUAAUGGCACACAGUGCAGGAGCACCAUAUGCACUUGCAUGUGCUGUUAAAAUACCAGAAAAGCUUCAAGGAACUAUUUAUCUUGUUUGUCCAUGGAUCAGUACAACAGUAACGAAUAAUUUCAAGUGGCUUAAAUAUGUACCCACACCUAUAAUGAAAUUUACACAUACAGCAGGCAUUUCCCUACAACAAAUACUUAAUGGUAAACAACCAUACUCAACAAAACCAUCACACCAAAGGAAUUCAGGAGCUUCGGCAUUACCAACUUCAAGCCUUGAGAACAAACAAAAAUUAGGAAUGGCGAUAUUGAAAGCAUCGUUUGCAGAAAAUUUAUCAGGAGCAAAUAAUGAUUUGAUGAUGUGUUUCGAGAGGCGACAUUCGUUUGGAUUCUCAUAUACAGAUAUUGAUCAUCCUGUACAUGUAUUUCAUGGUACAAAAGACGACCGUAUUCCUGUAGCAGCAGUAAAAUGGAUGGAAAAUAAUAUGCCCGAUUGUAAGUUAACAUUGAUAGAAGGCGGAAAGCAUUCGUUGCUUUUACGUGCUGAAAUAGUUGAUACAAUAUUUAAAACUAUUGCCAUACAAUUACACGAUAAGGAUAAAUGUAAGGCGUGUAAACUUUCAUCAGGGUGUUGGUUGAUGAAGUAA